CUGACCUGCAGGAGGCGCGUAGUUGGGACGCCGGCCUUACAUCUAAACAGGUCGUGUUGGUGUAGUGUUCGAAUGUGUUGGCGAUAAACGUAUGCGGUGUUUGUCUUAAGGGAAGAGUAGCACUAUCAUAAACUCAGAACAGUUUACUCAAUAUGGCUGAGAAGAUAGAAGAUCUUAAUUUGCCGAAUGCAGUUGUAGCCAGAAUUGUUAAAGACUGUUUGCCUGGUGGUAUAAAUGUGUCUAAAGAAUCUAGAACUGCAAUUGCAAAAGCAGCUUCAGUGUUUGUACUGUACAUAACAUCAGCAGCAAACAUGAUAGCAAUGAAAAAUAACAAGAAAACGAUUAGUGGCAGUGAUGUUAUAAAUGCUAUGCAUGAUACAGAAUUCGUUGACUUCAUAGAACCUUUAGAAGAAGCUUUGGAAAAUUUCAAGAAAUUCCAGAAGGAAAAGAAAGAUGCAACCGCGAAACGUAAACAACUGAUAAUGAUGCUGAAAGAAAACGCCGAACAGGGUAGUACAGAAAAUGGUACAGAAAAGGAAGUGAUGGAAAUUGAUGAGGAGGAUGAUUGAAAUUAAAGUUGGUGACUUUGAAUUCGUUUUACACAUAUUGUAUAUAUGUUUUCUAUUGUAAUCAAACUUUUCCUAAUAAAAUAUAAUUUAUUACCCAUUUGUUAACAUUGUUUAUAUUUCCCGGAGAUCUUUUAAAAUAGGUUAUAAUUAGUUUUACUUUUCUAUACCCAUAUCUCUCUCUCUCUCUCUCUCUCUCUCUCUCUCUCUCUCUCCCUCUCUCUCUCUCUCUCUCUAAGUAGUCUAUAUCUACUGUUUUCCCUGAUAAAUGAAUAAUUUCAAAUCUUUUGUAAAGAGCUUGUUAGAACUGUUCUACUAGAACAGUGUCACCUACUGGUAUUAUACAGUGAUGAUAAAGUUUAGUCUGCCUUGGUUGCAAGUUAAUUUGUGUGUAUAAAAUUAUGCAAUUUCAAUGUAGCUUCUUUCUGCUGAUACUGUAGAAUGCACUGAAAAGUGUCAUUGUGAACAUAUUUAUGGUAUAUAACCUUCUGACUGGUAUUAGAAGGACCUAAACAUAAAAGAAAAGUUUUACCUGAAAUAGUGCACUUUGGUGUGAUGUAACUACCUUGUAAAUGUAUGUAAGAUUAGGCCUAAAUGAUUCUGUGAGACACUAUUGUAAAAGUAAGUUUUAUUGGUAACCAGAUGCAGUUUAUAUAAUUAUUUCACGAAUUUUUUAAGUCAGAAUGCUUCAUGUUCAGGCACAUCUUGUAUAUCUUCAGGUCAUAAAUAUUGUACAAAUGCCAAA
Molecule: messenger RNA, 1311 nt
Organism: Schistocerca cancellata (South American locust)
Lineage: Eukaryota; Metazoa; Arthropoda; Insecta; Orthoptera; Acrididae
Gene: Chrac-14
Product: DNA polymerase epsilon subunit 3
Exons: 2
Coding region: 153-569 (138 amino acids)
Biological process (GO): heterochromatin formation; DNA damage response; leading strand elongation
Cellular component (GO): epsilon DNA polymerase complex; CHRAC
Molecular function (GO): protein heterodimerization activity; chromatin DNA binding
Source: RefSeq, a predicted model, not a curated record